Nerophis lumbriciformis (worm pipefish) is the source of this 2046-nucleotide messenger RNA. The record is from RefSeq and is a predicted model, not a curated record. Lineage: Eukaryota; Metazoa; Chordata; Actinopteri; Syngnathiformes; Syngnathidae.
AUGGGUCUCCUAUGGGUGCUAUCUGUUUCCAUGUUGACGGCGUGUGUCGCCAUUCCUAUGGACGCGGCGGCGGGGAGCCACAGCCUGUUUACCUGUGAGCCUAUCAUGCUGCGGAUGUGUCAGGGGCUGCCUUACAACAGCACCUUCAUGCCCAAUGUGCUCAACCACUACGACCAGCAAACGGCCGCGCUUGCCAUGGAGCCCUUCCACCCCAUGGUCAACUUGCAGUGCUCUCCCGAUCUGCGGAUGUUCCUGUGCGCCCUCUACGCGCCUGUGUGCACCGAGUACGGCCGCAUGACGCUGCCCUGCCGCCGGCUAUGUCUGCAGGCCAAAAGCGACUGCUACAAACUCAUGGACAUGUUUGGUGUCAGCUGGCCGGACGAGAUGGACUGCAACAGAUUUCCGGACUGCGACGAGCCGUACCCGCGUGCCGUUGACCUGCUGUCAAGUGCCGACACGACCGAGCCCGCCGUCCCCGUUCAGCGCGACUAUGGCUUCUGGUGCCCCCGAGAGCUGAAAAUAGACCCGGAGCUAGGCUACUCCUUUAUGGGAGUCCGCGACUGCUCGCCACCUUGCCCCAACAUGUACUUCACUCGCCAGGAGCUGUCUUUCGCCCGCUAUUUCAUCGGCGUGGUGUCCAUUGUGUGCCUAUCUGCUACCCUCUUCACAUUUCUCACCUUUCUCAUCGACGUGUCUCGCUUCCGCUACCCGGAACGACCGAUCAUCUUUUACGCCGUGUGCUACAUGAUGGUGUCCCUCAUGUUUUUCCUGGGUUUCCUGCUGGAGGACCGUGUGGCUUGUAAUGCUGCCGUUCCCGGGAGGUUUAGAGCUUCCACUGUGACUCAGGGCUCCCAUAAUAAGGCCUGCACCCUCGUCUUCAUGGUUUUAUAUUUCUUCACCAUGGCGGGCAGUGUGUGGUGGGUCAUCCUGACCAUCACUUGGUUCCUGGCCGCCGUUCCUAAGUGGGGUAGCGAGGCUAUCGAGAAAAAGGCUCUCCUGUUCCACGCCUGCGCCUGGGGUAUCCCCGGCGCGCUCACGGUCGGCCUGCUCGCCAUGAACAAGAUCGAGGGCGACGGCGUCAGUGGCGUUUGCUUCGUGGGUCUCUACAACCUGCCGGCGCUGCGCUGGUUCUUGCUGGCACCACUGGGAGUAGACGUGGCGGUGGGCGUGGUGCUGCUACUAGCGGGAAUCGCAGCUUUGAACCGGGUCCGCAUGGAAAUCCCGCUGGAGAAGGAGAACCAGGAGAAGCUAGUCAAGUUCAUGAUUCGCAUCGGCGUGUUCUCUGUGCUGUAUUUGGUGCCUCUGCUGAUCGUUCUGGCCUGCUAUCUGUACGAGAACAGCCACAGGACCGUGUGGGAGACCACAUGGGUCCAGGAGAAGUGUCGAGACUACCAUAUACCCUGCCCUUACCAGGUAGAGCAGAGCAGCCGUCCUGACGUAUCUGUGUUCCUGCUCAAGUACGUGAUGAUGCUGAUCGUGGGCAUCCCAUCGGUCUUCUGGGUAGGCAGUAAGAAGACGUGCUUCGAAUGGGCCAGCUUCUUUCAUGGCAAGAAACGCAAAGAUGUCCUGGUCGACGGCAGUCGACAGAUCCUGCGGGAGCCCGACUUCACUCAGCUGCUCCUGAGAGACAACCUCGCGCCAGUGGCUAGGAAGUCGCGGGGCACGUCCACGCAAGGCACGUCCACGCACGCCUCCUCCACACACCUGGCCGACCCGGACGAGCCCCACAGCGGAAGCGCCAGUCGGGCGGGCUCGCUUCGCAGCGGACGCUCAGAGUCGAGCGGUUUCCGCGGCAGCCUGCGUCGCUCGCGGGAUGGCAGAUACACGGCCUCCAGCUUCCGAGCCUCCGACGAGCGCGGACCCUACGGCAGCACGCCCCAUCUAGACGACCUGUUCCGGACGAGAAACUCGAGCCUGUCGCGCCACGGCUCCGCGCACCCGCUGGACGGCCAGUCGCGCCACGACAGCCUCAGGGACCUAAGCUGCGUUCCGCCGGGGAUCCCGGCAAACGGCAUCCGCAUGAUGCCGGAAGAAGACGUGGCGUGA